This is a messenger RNA of Pleurotus ostreatus (oyster mushroom), 813 nucleotides long. RefSeq lists its product as uncharacterized. The transcript has 8 exons. NCBI's taxonomy places the organism in Eukaryota, Fungi, Basidiomycota, Agaricomycetes, Agaricales, Pleurotaceae. The record is from RefSeq and is a predicted model, not a curated record. The coding region runs from base 1 to 813 and encodes 270 amino acids.
AUGGCUGUAUCAAGACUGAUGGAUGUGAAUUACACUAUCGGGGCGCUACAAGUGGCCGUCGGAAUUUCGGGAUUCUUGCUAGGCUGUUCAACGACGCAAACAUACGCGUAUUAUAAGAACUAUCCAUAUGAUCCCCAAGCUACUAAGAUCUACGUGCAAUCUGCUAGGCUUUUGGAAACCGCACAGCAAGUUGCAGCUAUGCACGCCGUAUAUGCGAUGUCUGUGACUGACUGGGGGCACCCAUCGGCGCUGCUCCACCCCCCCACCUCGAUAUCCGUCACAUUCCACCUCGGGAUCCUCAUACCCCCUCUGCUCGAGAGCUUCUACCUCUGGCGUCUGCACAGACUCUUCGGCCGCGCGCUGCCCUGCGCGGCGGGGGCCGUCUUCUGCUGGACGCGCUACGCCGGGUGGCUGCUCUUCGUCGUGCAGGAGACGCAGCUGGGCUACGUGUCGGGCGCGCUGCUGGCGCGGUGGUCCUGGUUGCUGAUCACGGUGCUGGCGAUGGGCGUGGUGCUCAACGCGGGCAUCGCGGCCGCGAUGGUGUGCUAUUUGCGCGGGCAGAGGGAUACGGUGGGCAUGCGGACGAAGGUGUUGGUGGAUAGGUUGCUGAUGUGGACGCUUCAGACCGGCGUGAUCACUGCUGGUUUGGAUGGCGAUACUGGCUACUACCACGAAAAUCUUCUCGAACUGUUUACUGUCCUCGUUCGUCCCUUUCUCUUCCAAUGCUGGAUUCUGAAUUCACAACUGAGAUCGCUUGGGCCGUCGGAUAUGGAUAUGGAUAUGGAUAUGAAUAUUCACAACGAUGUAGUUUGA